AUCCCAACUUAGUUCAUAUAGCACUAAUUGAUUAAAUCUUAAGAUGGUCGAGCUCGUGGGAAUUUCCAACUUACCUAACCAAAGAUAUAAGAUUAUUUCUAAUGAAGGUGCCACGUUCACCUUAAUGGUUUGUGGUGAAAGUGGAUUAGGAAAGACCACCUUUAUUAACACUUUGUUUCAAACCAAUUUAAAACCUCAUUUAGAUCCUAAUGAAAGGCAUAACAAAUUCACAACCCCUCACCAGACUGUGGACAUUGAUAUUAUAAGAGCGGUAUUGGAAGAGAAGAACUUCAAAAUUAGAUUGAACGUUAUUGACACCCCUGGUUUUGGAUCGAACGUGAACAACCACGAUAGCUGGACUCCCAUUGUUGAUUUCAUUGACGACCAGCACGAAAACUAUAUGAAGCAAGAACAGCAACCAAGUAGAGAAGCAAAGAAGGAUUUGAGAGUUCAUGCUUGUCUUUAUUUCAUUAGACCCACUGGCCACAGUUUAAAGCCUUUGGAUAUUGAGAUUAUGAAGAGAUUAAGUACCAGAGUUAACUUGAUUCCAGUUAUUGCUAAGAGUGAUACCAUGAGUCCUGUUGAGUUGGACAAUUUCAAGAGCAGAAUAAGAGAUAUAAUUGAGGCCCAGGAUAUCAACAUUUAUACUCCUCCAUUGGAUUUAGAUGAUCCAGCUAGUGCUGAACAUUCCAAGCAAUUGAUUGAAGCUAUGCCAUUUGCUGUUAUUGGAUCCGAACAAGAAUAUGAAGUUUCUAAGGGUAACUUUGUUAAAGGUAGAAAGUAUCCAUGGGGUUUUGUCGAGGUUGAAAAUGAAAAUCACUGUGACUUCAAGAAGUUAAGAUCCUUAUUGUUGAGAACUAAUAUGUUGGAUUUGGUGUUAUCGACCAACGAAUUACACUUUGAAACCUUUAGAAGUAUCAAGUUGGGCAAUGAUGAGAAUAAUGACGAAAUUGUGAAUGAGAAUGGCGAGGUUAUCAAGAAGUCAUCGAUCAAGAAACCAAGAAGAUUCCAUAACCCAAAGUUCAAGGAAGAAGAAGACGCAUUAAAGAAGUAUUUUACUGAGCAAGUAAAAGCUGAAGAGCAAAGAUUUAGACAAUGGGAAACCAAUAUUGUCAACGAAAGAUACAGAUUGAACCUGGAUUUGGAAGAGAUGCAAGCCAAAUUAAAAGCUUUGGAGGAGCUGGUGAAAAAGUUGCAAUUGGGUAAGAGAUAAGUAUGUGUUAGCUUUAGUUUAGUGUAUUUUGCUAGGAUUAUUGUAUAAGAAGUAUUUACACCCUUUUGAAAC
This is a messenger RNA of Yamadazyma tenuis ATCC 10573, 1285 nucleotides long. NCBI's taxonomy places the organism in Eukaryota, Fungi, Ascomycota, Pichiomycetes, Serinales, Debaryomycetaceae. The record is from RefSeq and is a predicted model, not a curated record.